Messenger RNA from Medioppia subpectinata, 798 nucleotides. The record is from the annotation of a GenBank genome assembly. NCBI's taxonomy places the organism in Eukaryota, Metazoa, Arthropoda, Arachnida, Sarcoptiformes, Oppiidae.
ACAGACCUGAGCGGGACGACCAACUUCUUGGUGUUGGCACUACUGGUGACAGACCUGAGCGGGACGACCAACUUCUUGGUGUUGGCACUACUGGUGCUGACGUCCAACGAGACAUAUUUCACCCGACAGAUAGUUGUCACCGCUUUAACCACGAUAUGGUCGCUACGGUUGGGCACAUUCCUCACGAUCCGAGUGCUGAUCCGUCACUCGGAUAACCGGUUCGAUAGAAUCCGCGACAAAUUCUGGCCAUUCCUCUACUUUUGGUGCUUUCAAAUGGUUUGGGUGUUCGCCGUCUCACUGCCCGUCACUCUGACCAACGCCUCGGUGGCCGACUGUCCACUAAACUCACUCGACUUAAUCGGUUGGACGCUAUGGGCGGUUGGGUUCGCCAUCGAGACGGUGGCCGAUCACCAGAAGUUUGCCCAUAAUAUGCUACCAGUGGACAGUCGGCCGCCGUUUUUGGCCACCGGCUUGUGGUCUGUGUCCAGACAUCCCAACUAUUUUGGCGAAAUUAUUUUGUGGACCGGAAUAUUCAUCACUUCAUGCAAUGUUUACUCAAUAGCGGCCAAUGAUAUGGCUUUCGGGUAUUAUUUGUCGGCCGUAUCGCCGGUCCUGACGUUUCUAUUGCUGUCGUUUGUGUCGGGCAUACCGUUGGCCGAGAAAAAGUCGGACAAACGGUGCGCUAAACUCACCAAAUAUAAGGACUAUAAGCGCACGACGAGUCCUCUCAUACCAUUUCCGCCCAAUUUGUACAAACAUUUGCCUAAUUUUGUUAAAGUGUUGCUAUUUUUGGAUUUU